AUGAAAAAAAGUAAUGAUUCACCUACGCCACCACCGGCAAAUUUACCAUCAAUACCAGAUCCCAAAAAGAUUCUUGUAAAACCAGCCCCGGCUGCCAGACUAGUUCCUACUAAGAAAACGAUUCCGGCUCCUCCCAGACCUAAAGUGGCUCCCGCUUCCCCCAAAACGGAACAUGUUAGCCCAGCAUCUGAAGACAAAUCGGCAGCUCCUGUUAAACCAUCUCCGAUAACAGCAACAUCUGAAUCAGUUACUCCAGUCAGUCAGGGAUCAUCCUCUCCACAAAAAAGCCCUGCAACUUCCAAGAGUAUUUUUCCGGCCAGAUCGAACGGACCGGUACCAAUACCACCAAAAAUUGUACCGGCUGUUGCCCAAAACUCUGUAGCCAGACCAGCAGAGGCUUUAGGUAAACCGUCCACGGUACCGGAAAUAUCUUCGUCCAAGGCGACUUCCGCUGAGGCUCCAAAGCUUCCGGUCGCUGCUGAAAAACCACAAUCAGAAGUACGCGAGUGGGUCAAUAAUGGAGUGAAAACAAUUUCGAAGAACUAA
This is a messenger RNA of Daphnia pulex (common water flea), 546 nucleotides long. RefSeq names its product vegetative cell wall protein gp1-like. Lineage: Eukaryota; Metazoa; Arthropoda; Branchiopoda; Diplostraca; Daphniidae. The transcript has 2 exons. The record is from RefSeq and is a predicted model, not a curated record. Bases 1 to 546 code for a protein of 181 amino acids.